GUGUUGGAGUAGUGUGGUAGAAUGUCAGCUGACAUCCCGGAAGUAAUACAUAAUAAAUAUCGCUGCUACUCUCUCUACAAUAUAUCAUUUUUCUGUUCGUUUAAGAACAUUAUUUAGGCUUCUAUUAUGGAGGGUGCACUGGAGCAGCAUCUUGACGACACAAUGAAAAAUCCUGCCAUUGUUGGGGUUUUGUGCACAGACGCUCAAGGCCAUAAUCUAGGAUGCCGUGGCUCGCUUUCUGAUGAACAUGGAGGAGUUGUGUCCGUGCUGGCCAGGCAAGCUGCUUCUCUAACCAAAGACCCCACUGACUCUCCUACUGUGUGUCUGGAGUCUGACUCCGGGAACGUUUUGGUGAGAACACAUGGAACAAUUACACUGGCUGUACAUAAGAUGGCAUCAUAAAUUCAGUUUGUUUCUAAUUGUCAGAAAUUGAAUACGUGCAGUGUUUUUAAACAUCAUUAUUUUGAGUUUGAAAAACUUCAAUGGUCUAUUGUCAGCAACAUAGAAGUUUAAUGAUUGGAUGAAAUCUUGUCUUCCAUCAGAUAUUUGUGUACAUGGUUAAUCGAUCAUUUAUUUUCCAAUAUUUGUACUUUCUUUCAACCAUACUCCACAGUUUACUGCUUUUUUGUUUGUUCAAACUAUUUUUUCCCAGUUAAUAAACUGUGUUAUUUAAGGAAAAUAA
Messenger RNA from Cyprinus carpio (common carp), 682 nucleotides. RefSeq names its product ragulator complex protein LAMTOR5-like. Gene Ontology annotation, molecular function: guanyl-nucleotide exchange factor activity. The record is from RefSeq and is a predicted model, not a curated record. Gene Ontology annotation, biological process: positive regulation of TORC1 signaling; cellular response to amino acid stimulus. Lineage: Eukaryota; Metazoa; Chordata; Actinopteri; Cypriniformes; Cyprinidae. Gene Ontology annotation, cellular component: lysosome; cytoplasm; Ragulator complex.